GCUACUGUAUAUAUUCAAAAAAAUAAAAUUGAAAUUUAAAAAAAAAAAAAAUAAAUAAAUAAAUUAAUUAAACAGUAUUUUUGAGCUCAUAAACAAAUCCAAAUUUGUUUGGAUAUAUUACAUUAUAUUGUUUAUGAUCUCAAAAAAAAAAAAAAAAACAAACUUUAGCCUAACGUAUUGAUCAUCACUGCCGCCAUGGCAACAGAAUUGCAAGCAGCCUCAUUGUUGAUUGUGUUAUGUGCAUUGCCGUGUGUAUUUGGCGACGGCAAUUCUGGAUGGUCGGAAGCUCAUGCCACCUUUUAUGGCCCGCCUGAGGGAACCGUUGGCGGGGCUUGUGGGCUUCAAAACCAAAAGGACACCUAUGCCCCAUACACUACAGCAUUGAGUGCAGCAUUGUUCAAAAAUGCAGAGAGCUGCGGAGCAUGCUAUGCAUUACGAUGUGUAAAUAACACAGGGCAAUGCAAGACACAAAAUCCCAUCAUCGUUACCGCCACCGAUCUUUGCCCAACCGGAGAUGGAAAAUGGUGCACUCCGCCGCGGGCACAUUUUGACCUAUCCAUGCCUGCGUAUCUCAAAAUUGGAGAGUACAAAGCUGGGUUUAUUCAUGUCCAGUAUAGCAAGGUUCCAUGCUCGAGAAAAGGAGGAGAACGGUUUACAAUUGCGGGACAUGAGUACUUUAACCUAGUAACGGUGUCAAACGUUGGAGGAAGCGGAGAUGUUUCGAAGGUGGAUGUGGAGGAUAAUGCUGACGGGGAGAAGAAGUGGGUACCGCUAAAACGCAACUGGGGUGAGAAAUGGGAGACCAAUGCACCGCUGUCUGGGAAAGCUCUGGAUUUUAAGGUCACCACACAAGAUGGGAAAGCAGUUACUUCCCGGAAAGUUGCCCCCAAGUCGUGGCAAUAUGGCCAGACAUUCGAAGGUAAAAACUCCCGAUAAAACGCAUCCAUCCAUCAUGUCGGGUAAUAAUUCAAUUAUUAAAGUUUUGGCAACCUCACAAUAAAAUGCACAUCAGAUCACUUAACAUCAGAUCGGUUUUUGAAUUUUUGUGGUUCGAGUCUUAUAAACAAAUGAGGCCCUAUCAAAAGUAUAGGAAUAGUUUUAGGAUAAAUUAUAAUUUUUUUUUAAUUUUUUAACUAGUUAAGGUCAAAAAUAAAUAUUGAGUCCUCUAAAAAUUGAGGUCCUGGGUGCUAUUGCUCAUCUUGCGCGGCCCAAAAUUUGGCCAUGGUUUACAUAUAUAGUGUAGGUAGAAUGUUAGUUAGAGCAUAAUUUUCUGCUGUAAAUGCGAGGCAGUGUUGAAGUAAUCAAGUUACGCAAAUUUUCCUUUCA
Messenger RNA from Ipomoea nil (Japanese morning glory), 1326 nucleotides. Its product is annotated as expansin-A9-like. Gene Ontology annotation, cellular component: extracellular region. Bases 196 to 936 code for a protein of 246 amino acids. The transcript is spliced from 3 exons. Lineage: Eukaryota; Viridiplantae; Streptophyta; Magnoliopsida; Solanales; Convolvulaceae. Gene Ontology annotation, biological process: plant-type cell wall organization. The record is from RefSeq and is a predicted model, not a curated record.